GCGGCCACCAGCACUUCUCAGCGCCUUCUGGCAGGCGGCGGCAGCCCGGGCACCUCCUCUGCGGCAGCCGCGCCUCGCCAGCCGGAGCAGUGCCGCAUCGCCCAAGUGGCCGCUCAUUGCCGCCGCUGCCGGCUGCCCUGUGCCGGCGGUGGGCAGCGUUCCUGCCGCCACCGACCUCGCACAGCUGCAGGCGCCUCAGCGCGCCCAGUGCUCUGCAACCCUGCGGCGGGCGGCAUGGGAUAACGCGGCCAUGGUGCGCCGAGAUCGCCUCCGCAGGAUGAGGGAGUGGUGGGUCCAGGUGGGGCUACUGGCUGUGCCCCUGCUGGCCGCAUACCUGCACAUCCCACCCCCUCAGCUGUCUCCUGCGCUGCACUCAUGGAAGACUUCUGGCAAGUUUUUCACCUACAAGGGACUGCGCAUCUUCUACCAGGACUCUGUGGGUGUGGUUGGCAGUCCUGAGAUAGUUGUGCUUUUACAUGGCUUUCCAACUUCCAGCUAUGACUGGUACAAGAUUUGGGAAGGUCUGACCCUGAGGUUUCAUCGAGUGAUUGCCCUUGACUUCUUAGGCUUUGGCUUCAGUGACAAACCGAGACCACACCACUAUUCCAUAUUUGAGCAGGCCAGCAUCGUGGAGGCGCUUUUGCGCCAUCUAGGACUCCAGAACCGUAGGAUCAACCUGUUGUCUCACGACUAUGGAGACAUUGUUGCUCAGGAGCUGCUGUAUAGGUACAAGCAAAAUCGAUCUGGCCGGCUUACUAUAAAGAGUCUCUGUCUGUCAAAUGGAGGUAUCUUUCCUGAGACUCAUCGGCCUCUCCUUCUCCAAAAGCUACUUAAAGAUGGAGGUGUGCUGUCACCCAUCCUCACGAGGUUGAUGAAUUUCUUUGUAUUUUCUCGAGGUCUUACUCCAGUCUUUGGACCAUACACUCGACCCUCCGAGAGUGAGCUGUGGGAUAUGUGGGCAGGGAUCCGAAACAAUGACGGGAACUUGGUGAUUGACAGUCUCUUACAGUACAUUAAUCAGAGGAAGAAGUUUAGAAGACGCUGGGUGGGAGCUCUUGCCUCUGUAACUAUUCCCAUUCAUUUUAUCUAUGGGCCAUUGGAUCCUAUAAAUCCCUAUCCAGAGUUUUUGGAGCUGUACAGGAAAACGCUGCCGCGGUCCACAGUGUCGAUUCUGGAUGACCACAUUAGCCACUACCCACAGCUAGAGGAUCCCAUGGGCUUCUUGAAUGCAUAUAUGGGCUUCAUCAACUCCUUCUGAGCUGGAAAGAGUAGCUUCCCUGUAUUAUCUCCCCGACUCCCAUAUCUGUUGUGUAUUCCACUUAGGAAGAAAUGCCCAAAAGAGGUCCUGGCAAUCAAACACUGUUUUCUCACAAAAGUCCACUUUACUCACAUUGAUGGAUCAGAAUAUAGAAAAAAGGCAGCAGAAACUCUGACAAAAUAGCCCACCUCAUUCCUUUGAUGUCUGAUGAAGUAUAUAGACUUGUCUUUGUGUUAUUAGGAAAUUCUGAUGAGCAUGACUUCUCAUGGAUGCAUAGAGACAGGCAUUAGACAUUCUUUUGCUUAGAAGACUUUUUAACACUUCUGUGGAACUUUCCUGAAGUAUCUGAAAGUGCUAAUUUCUGGCCCAACCCGAAUUGGAAUUCCACAGUAGAGAAUGAGGAGUGGGGCCUGUUAUCUCUCCUUAAAUGGCUUGAAGGGUACAUGGUUUUUAAAGUUCUCUAGGCAACAUAGUUUAAGUGAGAGUGAAUAUCCCUUGUCAUACUUGGAUUAGUUUCAUCAGCUGCUUCAAAUUAUAGACAUUUUGUUAAAA
Marmota monax (woodchuck) is the source of this 1810-nucleotide messenger RNA. RefSeq names its product mesoderm specific transcript (gene Mest). Gene Ontology annotation, molecular function: catalytic activity. The transcript is spliced from 12 exons. The coding region runs from base 251 to 1258 and encodes 335 amino acids. NCBI's taxonomy places the organism in Eukaryota, Metazoa, Chordata, Mammalia, Rodentia, Sciuridae. The record is from RefSeq and is a predicted model, not a curated record.